Nematolebias whitei (Rio pearlfish) is the source of this 1334-nucleotide messenger RNA. Its product is annotated as coagulation factor VII. The transcript has 8 exons. The record is from RefSeq and is a predicted model, not a curated record. Gene Ontology annotation, biological process: blood coagulation; proteolysis. The coding region runs from base 8 to 1300 and encodes 430 amino acids. Lineage: Eukaryota; Metazoa; Chordata; Actinopteri; Cyprinodontiformes; Rivulidae. Gene Ontology annotation, molecular function: serine-type endopeptidase activity; calcium ion binding. Gene Ontology annotation, cellular component: extracellular region.
AACAAUCAUGGCGUUCAUCAGCACUGAAACGCAUCGUGUCUUCUUCUUUUUACUUAUCAUGGUUUCUUACCCAGCAUGCACUGGGAUCUCAGAAGGGGGUAUGUUUAUGGACAAACACGAGGCCAGUGUAUUCUUACAUCGCACUCGUAGAGCCAACUUCUUUCUGGAGGAGUUCAGGCAAGGCAACCUGGAGCGAGAAUGUGUGGAGGAGAAAUGUUCUUAUGAAGAGGCUAAGGAGAUAUUUGCCACAACUCAGCAGCUGGAAAACUUCUGGAGGACAUAUACAGCUGUAGACCACUGCUUAUCAUCUCCCUGUAAGAAUGGAGCAACCUGCACUCGCCACAUCGACAGCUACAUCUGCAAGUGUCCUCCUGGUUUCCAUGGAUUCAACUGCGACAAAGUGCGCUCAACCUCAGGCAGCUGUCGCAAUAAAAAUGGAGGAUGUGAGCAUUUCUGCAGACAACUUCCAAAUCGUUCAUUUACCUGUUUCUGUGCUCCGGGAUACGGCCUGGAUCAGGACAACAGCAGCUGUCUGCCUCAAGAUUCUGUGGUCUGUGGAAGACAACUCGUGCAUUUUGCACCCAGGAUUGUUAACGGGCAGAUCUGCCCCCCAGGACAGUGUCCCUGGCAGGCUUUGUUAACCGAGCACAACAAGUUCACCUGUGGAGCCAUCGUUCUGUCAGAUGUGUGGAUUCUAACCGCAGCUCAUUGUGUUCACAUGAAACCUAUCGCCAUCUUUCAUGUCACCGUAGGUAAAAAUGACCUACACGUGCGUGAGAAAACCGAGCAGCAGCGGCGCGUCCUCAAAGUUUUCAUCCACCGUAACUAUAACUACUCAACCUACGACAGUGACCUGGCUCUGCUAAAGCUCCAUCGUCCGGUGAAACUGGGCAGCUACGUGGUGCCCAUCUGCCUUCCCGCCCGGAAUAGCACCUUCAUGCGGACGCUGGCCAUGAUUGGCCAGUCCACCGUAUCCGGAUGGGGUCGCUUGCUACAGUUUGGCUCCUCUGCCCGGUACCUGCAACGCUUGGUGGUGCCAACGGUCCAUUCACACGAGUGCCGCCUCCACACGCAGCUCAACAUCACCAAGAACAUGUUCUGUGCUGGGCGGAGAAGCGGAGGCCAGGACGCAUGCGAGGGCGACAGCGGCGGUCCGCUGGUAAAGCGCUACAAAAAAACCUGGUUCCUGACAGGUGUGGUGAGCUGGGGGAAGGGCUGCGCCAGAGAAAACAUGUAUGGCGUUUACGCCAAAGUCAGCAACUUCCUGGAGUGGAUUGAGAACAUAAUUGCUACUGGCUGAAACUGGUUCUGGAGCCUGUAGCUCCCUAUUACAA